CCCUUCUGCCCCUGGUAAUUUUCGAAUUCUGCCCGUUUUUAAAACCCCGUCGCUUCAUGCAGCAGCGUACAGCGACAAUCCCGCGCCCGAUUUCUUUACGGCCCCGAUAAUUUAACCCCGUAAUUUAAUACUACCAGCAGUAGCAUCCCCGCCCCCGAUAAUUUACUUUAUUUCUUUUUUAAUUACGGUUUUCUGUAUCAUGCUCUCGUCUCUCCCUUUUUUGCUUUUAGUUUUUCGCCUUUUUAUUUCCUUCCUUCCUUCGCUAGCUCUGCUCUCUGCUUUGCUCCUUCUCUCCCUUUUGUUCUGCGCAAGCUCGCUCGCUGUUUCUUCUUCCUCUCGCCUCUUUCCCGGCUGCAGCGGAUCGGGGGAAUUUUUUUGAGGAUUUUGUUUCGGGAUUUUGUGGGAUUUUUUGUUCUGAUUCUGUGUUUUUUUUUAAAAAAAAUCUGGGGAUUUUUGAGGUUGGGUUUUAAGGAGGUGUUGUUGGCGGAGAUGGGGUCAGUGGAGCGUGGGUGCUCCAAUGGCGGGAGCUCGUGAGGGGAGAAGCCGUGGUAGUAGUUGGUGGUUCUCUGUGCAGCAUGGAGGCCGACAAGUCGGGGGAAGUGAGCGCCACGGCGACGGCGGCGGGGCCGUCGCCGUCACCGGUGGUGGUGUCCUCGGAGGCUACGGUGAGCUUCCAGCCGCAGUCGUCACCGGCGGCGGCGGCGGCGGUGGAGAGAGGUUUCUCGGGCGGCGGCGUGCUGGUGCCGCCGCCGGGCAUGGCGAUGGGAGGAGGAGGUCUGGCGGCGGCGAAGGUUGGGGGGAAGAAGAGGGGGAGGCCGCGGAAGUACGGGCCGGACGGGAGCCUGAUCCGGCCGCUCAACGCCACGCCGAUCUCCGCAUCGGCGCCGAUGCUGGCCGCCGCCGUCUCGCCCGGGCAGUACACGCCGGCGUCGGCCGUCGGCGCCGCCAUGAAGCGCGGCCGGGGCAGCCGCCCCCUCGACUUCUCCUCCUCCACCGCUGCCAUGGCCAAGCCCUACCACCACUACCAGCAACCGCCGCCGCCGCAGCAGACCCAGCAGCAGUUCGGCUUCCACUUCGACUCCAUCGGUGACAUGGUGGCGUGUUCUGCUGGUGGUAAUUUUACUCCUCAUAUCAUCACUGUUGCUCCUGGUGAGGAUGUGACGAUGAAGGUUAUAUCAUUUUCUCAACAAGGGCCGCGAGCUAUUUGUAUUCUCUCUGCUAACGGUGUGAUAUCAAACGUUACACUCCGCCAACCGGAUUCAUCUGGUGGCACAUUAACUUACGAGGGACGCUUCGAGUUGCUGUCCUUGUCUGGCUCCUUUAUGCCAACUGAAAGCAAUGGAGCACGGAGUCGAUCAGGCGGGAUGAGCGUUUCUCUUGCCAGUCCAGAUGGCCGUGUUGUCGGUGGUGGUGUUGCUGGCCUUCUGGUGGCAGCAAGUCCUGUUCAGAUCGUUGUUGGAACCUUCCUGCCGAGCUACCAGAUGGAGCAGAAGCCCAAGAAGGCGAGGGUGGACGCAGCAGCAGCAGCACCGGUCCUUAUCCACACACCUCCCGCCGUUCCACUCUCCAGUGCAGAGACACACAGCGGCGAGCAACAAGGGCAGCAGCACAGCUCCGCCGCCCCGAGAACGACGAAUGUUGUAACCUCGGCAUACAGCGCAGACCAAAGCUGGCCACCCGCCGUAGUCCAGCCGGCGCCUGUUGUUGACUCAUCCAGGACCUCGUCGGGCGAUCUGAAGCUCACUGCCUCGGGUGCCUGAAACCAACGCCGGACCUACUGGACUCGACGAACUCGAUCCACGGGCCUUUGGCCUGGUGCAUUUCCUUCUGACCUGUAAAAGAUGUGCUAUGAUCUGCAGUCCCACUAGGUUUUUUUCUCUGUCAAGGCAAGCUAGCUGAAAGAGUUGAGUCUAACUGCAUCUGCUGUAGCGUGUCGAUCUUAUUUGACAGUCUGUAGUUGCUACACCUGUAUUAUUAUUAGUGUGUUCUUAGGCCUUCUUCAUCUGUCGGAUUACUCGGAUUAAUCAUGCAUUAGAGUUUUCCUCUCCACUGUUCAUGCUGUACUAUUUCUGUCUCCUAAAUUAUGUACUUGUUCAGAGAAGAAGGUUGCCUAUGUUGCACUGA
This is a messenger RNA of Brachypodium distachyon (stiff brome), 2124 nucleotides long. Its product is annotated as AT-hook motif nuclear-localized protein 1. Gene Ontology annotation, molecular function: minor groove of adenine-thymine-rich DNA binding. NCBI's taxonomy places the organism in Eukaryota, Viridiplantae, Streptophyta, Magnoliopsida, Poales, Poaceae. The record is from RefSeq and is a predicted model, not a curated record. Bases 576 to 1760 code for a protein of 394 amino acids. The transcript is spliced from 5 exons.